Podarcis muralis (Common wall lizard) is the source of this 6902-nucleotide messenger RNA. Lineage: Eukaryota; Metazoa; Chordata; Lepidosauria; Squamata; Lacertidae. The record is from RefSeq and is a predicted model, not a curated record.
GAAAAGAAGAGUACUACAUCCGCCUAACUUUAUUGUUCUACUAGGAAUGUCUAUGUUCAUGAGAAAGAGGUGGAGAGGCAGCGCGUUGGUAUGAAGACGCAGAAGCGAGCCGUCUGCGUCGAGCUGAGCGCUGGGCGGGUUCUGGCGGCGAUGUGGGAACUUUAACUAGAAAUAAGAUUCCUGCAACCUGAGCGCAGUGCAAAGACCUGGCGACUCUGCUGGACUGUCGUCAGCAGCUCUCUCCUAACCACAUCCUCUUCAGCAUGCAACACGGGGAUAAAAAUGAGGUGAAUUGAUGAUGAGCACUGUCCAGUGCUAGAACUAACUGAAGAGGGAACUCUUUAGCAAAUAUGCUGUUUUGUGGCUUUUGGUUUCUACAUAGUUCAGCUUUCCACUUUAACUCUCGGGUUGAAAUUUGCCAAAGUAUCUCAGGGAAGCGGUAACCUGCAUGGUUCUUCUUCACGAAUGUAACAACUCGAAACAAUGGACAGAUGAUAUCAAUUAAACUGCACUUGGCAGCUGACUUUAUCAGAGUAACAAGCAACUGCGUAAGCAGUGUCAGACGGCAAGGAUUUUUAUUACCCUAGCCACUGGGAAUUAUGUACAGUGUCUCAGUUCUCAGAGUGACUGCCGUUUCUAUGUAGAUCUUUUUUAGGAUUUGUAAUCAUGUCUGUUACUGCAACCGAAGGCGAAAUUCCUAGAUUUUUUGUGGGUGGUGAAGAUCCAGAUGAGUUUUUGAAUCCAUCCAGGUCUGCAGAAUUUGAAGCCUUUUAUGAUCAUGAAGAUGAAGACGAUGAGUAUGAUUCUCCACCAGAAAGACAGAUCAUGGUUGGAAUAUGUUCUAUGGCAAAGAAAUCAAAAUCAAAACCAAUGAAUGAGAUCCUUGAACGCCUUUCCAUGUUUAAAUAUAUCACAGUAGUAAUAUUUGAAGAAGAUGUGAUUUUGAAUGAACCUGUGGAAAACUGGCCUUUAUGUGACUGUCUUAUUUCUUUUCAUUCUAAAGGAUUUCCAUUAGACAAAGCAGUUGCCUAUUCAAAGCUGAGGAAUCCUUUUGUUAUUAAUGACUUGAAUAUGCAAUAUCACAUACAGGACAGGAGAGAGGUUUAUGGCAUUCUCGAAGCUGAAGGUAUUUUGCUCCCUCGUUACGCAGUUCUAAUCCGUGAUCCAAACAAUCCACAAGAAUGCAAUUUGAUUGAAGGCGAAGAUCAUGUGGAGGUGAACGGAGAAGUUUUCCAAAAACCAUUUGUGGAGAAGCCCGUCAGUGCUGAGGACCACAAUGUUUAUAUUUACUAUCCAACAUCUGCUGGUGGUGGAAGUCAGAGGCUCUUUCGGAAAAUUGGUAGCAGAAGCAGUGUUUAUUCCCCUGAAAGCAGUGUGCGGAAAACUGGUUCAUAUAUCUAUGAGGAGUUCAUGCCUACAGAUGGCACUGAUGUGAAGGUAUACACAGUAGGACCAGAUUAUGCACAUGCAGAAGCUCGUAAAUCCCCUGCACUGGAUGGAAAAGUAGAGCGGGACAGUGAAGGGAAAGAAGUACGGUAUCCAGUCAUCCUUAAUGCAAGGGAGAAGCUUAUAGCUUGGAAAGUAUGCCUAGCUUUUAAGCAAACAGUUUGUGGCUUUGAUCUGUUGCGUGCAAAUGGACAAUCUUACGUCUGUGAUGUCAAUGGCUUUAGUUUUGUGAAGAAUUCUAUGAAAUAUUAUGAUGAUUGUGCUAAAAUCCUUGGAAAUAUCGUAAUGCGAGAACUUGCUCCACAGUUUCAAAUCCCAUGGUCCAUACCUUUAGAAGCAGAGGAUAUUCCUAUUGUGCCAACUACAUCUGGAACAAUGAUGGAACUUAGAUGUGUUAUUGCUGUUAUACGGCAUGGAGAUCGAACACCAAAACAAAAAAUGAAAAUGGAAGUUAAACAUCAAAAGUUUUUUGAUCUUUUUGAAAAAUGCAAUGGAUACAAGUCUGGGAAGCUAAAAUUAAAAAAGCCGAAGCAAUUACAGGAAGUACUUGACAUUGCAAGACACCUCUUAAUAGAGCUAGGACAAAAUAAUGACUCUGAGAUUGAAGAAAACAAAUCUAAACUUGAACAGCUGAAAACUGUGUUGGAGAUGUAUGGACAUUUUUCUGGCAUAAACCGCAAAGUUCAGCUGACGUACCUUCCUCAUGGUUGUCCCAAAACAUCUAGUGAAGAAGAAGAUAGCCACAAACGUGAGCCGUCUCUACUCUUAGUUCUAAAAUGGGGAGGAGAAUUAACACCUGCAGGCAGAGUUCAGGCAGAGGAACUAGGAAGAGCUUUCCGAUGCAUGUACCCAGGUGGACAAGGUGACUAUGCUGGAUUUCCAGGAUGUGGUUUACUUAGACUGCAUAGUACCUAUCGGCAUGAUCUCAAAAUUUAUGCUUCGGAUGAAGGCAGAGUUCAAAUGACUGCGGCAGCUUUUGCAAAGGGACUCCUGGCAUUGGAGGGAGAGCUUACUCCUAUACUUGUCCAGAUGGUCAAAAGUGCUAAUAUGAAUGGGCUACUCGACAGUGACAGUGACUCUCUUAGCAGCUGCCAACAUCGUGCGAAGGCACGCCUUAAUGAAAUACUCCAGAGAGACAGAGACUUUACUGAUGAAGACUAUGAAAAGCUCACACCAUCCGGCAGUGUUUCUCUGAUAAAAUCAAUGCAAGUCAUUAAAAACCCCGUUAAGACAUGUGAUAAGGUAUAUUCCUUGAUCCAGAGUUUGACAUCUCAGAUCAGAAGACGGAUGGAAGAUCCUAAGUCUGCAGAUAUUCAGCUUUACCACAGUGAAACGCUGGAGCUAAUGUUGCGUAGAUGGUCCAAGCUUGAAAAGGACUUUAAAACAAAGAAUGGAAGAUAUGACAUCAGUAAAAUUCCAGAUAUCUAUGACUGUAUUAAGUAUGAUGUCCAGCAUAAUGUCUCUUUAAAACUAGAAAACACAAUGGAACUAUAUAGACUGUCAAAGGCGUUAGCUGACAUUGUUAUACCACAGGAAUAUGGUAUUACUGCAGCUGAGAAAAUAGAAAUAGCUAAAGGGUACUGCAAUCCACUACUGAGGAAAAUCCGGUCCGAUCUUCAAAGAACUCAAGAUGAUGAUACAGUUAACAAGCUCCACCCUUUGUAUUCCAGUGGGGUUAUGUCUCCUGAACGUCAUGUCCGAACUAGGCUAUACUUCACCAGUGAGAGCCAUGUCCAUUCCUUACUAUCAACUCUUCGCUUCGGUUCUUUAUGUGAUCCAUCAAAAGACGAACAGUGGAAACGAGCUAUGGAUUAUCUGAAUGCUGUCAGUGAACUCAAUUACAUGACUCAGAUUGUGAUCAUGCUGUAUGAGGAUCCAAACAAGGAGCUUUCAUCAGAGGAGCGUUUCCAUGUGGAAUUGCACUUCAGUCCAGGAGCUAAAGGCUGUGAAGAAGAUAAAAAUUUACCGUCAGGCUUCGGAUACAGACCUGCUUCACGGGAGAAUGAUGGCUCAAGGAAAAACUCCCAGAAAAAUGAAAGUGAUGAGGAAUCACAUGCUUGUAGAAGGGAUGAAACAGAUCGAUCUGUAAUGAUCUUCAAGCCAUUGGUGUCAGAUCCAAUUCAUAUACACAGAAAGUCGCCUCUUCCAAGACCCAGGAAAAUUGGUUCAUCAGAAGAAGAGAGCCCCCUGAGUGUGUCUAGCCCAGAGUGUAUUGGUACCUGGCUGCAUUACACCAGUGGUGUGGGUACUGGGCGUCGAAGACGCAGAUCAGGGGAACAAAUCACUUCUUCCCCUGUCUCCCCUAAAUCAUUGGCUUUCACAUCCAGUAUUUUUGGCUCAUGGCAACAGGCGCAGUUUAGGAGUGUUCAUUUGGUCCCAACAGAAACCAACAGUUAUUUCCGACCACCAAGAACUAUUGUGGAGCAAAAGGCAAGUGGUAUAGGGUCUCACUGUGCGAGCCUGUUUAGCACUUCGGUGCUCGGGGGUUCUUCAAGUGCACCUAACCUACAGGAUUAUGCUCGUAUUCAUCGUAAAAAGCUGACUUCUUCUGGCUGCAUAGAUGACACCACACGUGGUUCUGCUGUUAAAAGGUUUUCUAUCUCAUUUGCUCGACACCCAACCAAUGGCUUUGAAUUGUAUUCCAUGGUGCCUUCAAUCUGCCCUCUAGAAACCCUCCAUAACUCCUUGUCAUUAAAGCAGGUGGAUGAAUUUCUUGCUUCCAUUGCUGCCACUCCUUUGUACGACAGAUUUCAAGCCGCAUCCACAUUUUCUCUGCCUUCGCCAUCAUUUCUGGAUGCAAGAAAAAACUCUUUAAAUACAUACACCCCUGCAAAAAUCCAACCAACGCCACAAGAAGACCCUUUGAGUAGGCGAGAAUGUUCCUCGACUAUGUCAAGUACCAGUGUUUUUUCGCCUCCUGUUUGAUACAUCAUAAAAUGCCAAAAAAGAGUUAAAACAAUACUUGUUUAGCACUGGUGGUUAAACUGUCUCAGAAGAAAUGAAGCGGUUCGAGCAAAACUGGAAGGUCCUGCCAAUGCCAUCUUUAGCAGUGUAUAUUUCUUUGUAGACAAAUAAGUUAGCUUUAAAAGGCUAUUCAUUUCUCUCUGUGUAAGUAUGUGUUUCCCUGUAUAUAAAAUAAUUACUGAAGUGCAUAUAUAGUAUAUAUUCAGGAAAGGUGAUUUCUUUGUUUCUAAAGUAUGAAAAGCAAAGAUGUUUACACCAUUGUUUUAAGGAAAUGGUUAUCUUUUAACAGAGAAACUGCACACGACAUUUACCAUCUUUGUUGUCCUAAAUUAACGCACAAACCAAAACAGCCUAAUAUACUGGUUUGCAUUAUAAAGGAGCAGCUAAUAGGGAGAUAGGAGAGGGGUAGAAAAAGCCACCAUUUCCUUUUUGCCCUACAGUAGAUCUUAAAGCCCGGACAUGAAAACUUAUUCAUCACCAAAGCUCAUUAAUAGGACUCUGCUUAACAGAUGCCUUUAUGAAUGUCAAUCUGUGACAGCAUCUCAGUGGUUGGUUCUUUCCCCUCUGGUAGAAAUGCAUAAUGGAGCUGGAUGAUAAAUGAAAAGCACUUAAGCCCUCAUACUUUGAAGCUACAUACACCAUUACCUGAAAAAUAAAAGGUCAGAUUACUUUGAGCCACUUAAGUGCUAAUAUAAUAAUUGUAAUAUUAGAAAGGUUCAUUGUUAGAAAGAAAGCUGUGUUAUUUUAUGAGGAAGAAACAGCUUAAACUCAUUUCACAGAGAGUUUUCAUUGGAGCCUGACUCCAGUUUUUGAAAAACAGCAGAAAACUGUAAUAUGAAGUGGCUGAACAGCUAUACCUUCUUUGGAACUUCUCAAGGCUCCAAGUAACUUAAAGGCAGAUGAAAUAGUAAACAUUAAAACAAAAAACACCUGCAACAUGAGAAACCAUUGUUUUAUAGGGAAAUAUUUUGCUUCCAAAUCUGAAGGUCCUGGCAUAUGCCCACUACCAAACUUAAGGAACUCAUUAAGUCAGGGAUAGUAUUUCAAUCUUAUACCUGAGUGCAAAAUAUUGUUUUUUGAUCCCUACCCCAGCUUAAAUGUGGCUUCUGCAAAUAUCUCUGCCUUCCAGUUGCUUUCAGCCAUAUGGAGGUACAGGUUAACAAUUCUGGUACUGCUUAGGUGAUUAAAGGUCUCUAUUGUAUUGUAUUUGUGAAUUAAGAGCUAAUUACUAGUAUGUUGCCUAAACUGACACCUGGCACACUUAGUCUUUACCUGGGAGCAUCUCUUUUUUAAAUACAUUUCCAAAGAGAGCAAUUUUUGUUUGGGUAUAGGUAUGCUGGGUGCAGAUGACAUGCCCUUUAAUUUCCUUGUUCUUUGUAUGUUUACACCAGACCCUUGACAUUCAAAUAUACUUUGGUUGUUAGUGUCUGUGCUUUAUGAGCUCCUAUCCUAAAAGUAAUUUCCUGUUUACACUUUUCUUAAAUGCUCUUCUAUUUUGUUGCAAAGAUGACUUUCUUCAAAAGAUUUCUGCAGAAUACUGCUUAAAGCAUAGUUCACGUGUGGAUAACAGGGCUUCAUCAAAGCAGAAACAGCUGGUCUGUUAAUAUUCCAUGCUGGGAACUUUCUAUAUGUGCAGAUUAUAUUGUCAAGUUUUGAAAUUAAAAGAAAUUGUAACAUUACCAAAUCUACAUAAUUACUGUUUCAGCACUGAACACUUGAACAUAAACCAAUACAGCUAAUGUUCCAAUCAUUGUCCUUCUCAUCUCUGCUGUUAGUUAAAGACAGCUGAAGAUUUUAUUAGUGCUAUGAAAAUCUUGAGAAAUCUGGGUGUUCUUUCAAAACAUAUUCAGGUUUGUCAAUUGUCCUAAGAUUUCCUUUGUGACAUGAUUAAUUGAAUGCCUUUUAUUUUCAUUAAAAAAUAUAAUGGAUUGGGUCCAGGCUUAGUCAGUUUGGACCCACUGAAAUCAAUGAGGCUUAACUAACUUGUUCUAUAUCUCUCAGUGAGUGUACUCUGUUAAUUAGUCUGAGUCCAACCCAGGGAUUAAUAUUAAUGUGAUUCUCAUCAACAGCAAUAUUUUCCUGUUAAAUACCAGGAGACCUACCUUCAAAUAUAAUUGUUGUUGUUUUCUGUGUUUUUUUUAAAAGGCUGAUUCUCAUCCUGGCAAUUGUCCAUGAGAGUGGAUUUGCUAAUUAUACUUGCCAUUGCAUUGCUGUGCAUAUUUCAUAUGAGGUCAUAUGAUAAAUUCUUAAGUAUGGUUUAAGAUACCAAAUAUAUAAUAGAUUCGUAACUUCUCAUUGCAAACAUUUCAUUAUCUAUAAUGUAAGUUUAUAAUAUGGACAAUGUUUGUCUUGCUCACCUCUGAAUGUAUAAGUUAUGUUUACUGUUUUUCUAUAAGAAAAUGUUAUAAUUUAAGUGUGCAUAUCAUUCCAGACAACCAAAGCUUUGGCAUAUUUUUGAUCUGCUCUUAAAUAAAAGAGUCAAUAGCAACAGA